This is a messenger RNA of Misgurnus anguillicaudatus (oriental weatherfish), 3743 nucleotides long. The record is from RefSeq and is a predicted model, not a curated record. NCBI's taxonomy places the organism in Eukaryota, Metazoa, Chordata, Actinopteri, Cypriniformes, Cobitidae.
UGUUGUGUAGUUGAGGUGACAGUUGUUUCUUCAAAACUCAAGAUUCAUUCAUCUGAAUUAUAAUAUCAGUUUAUUCACUUUUUAUUUUAAUUUUGUUUUGUGUUUAAAUAUUAUUUUCAUUCAGCAUCAGUUGUGGAGAUCAGAUUGAUAAGAUUCACCUCUGCAGCACCGUCAUGGAUCAAACACAAACAGAUGAAGAUUUUUCUCCAGGAUGCAGUUCAGAUCACCAGAAGAGAUCAGAUCCAGAGUUCAGCUGUUUGUCUAUGAAGAGUGACUUGUCUAUGAAGCAGCCAAUUCAGUUUAAGAAUGGAUCAACAUGUUUUGGUCUCAGUUCAAAUCAUCAGAAGAGAUCACAUCCAGAGUUCAGCUGUGUGUCUAUGAAGAGUGACCAGUCUAUGAAGCAGCCAUUGACCUUUAAGAUUGAAGAGACAUGUCCUGGCAGCAGACAAAUCAGAACAGAACACGACUGUCAGAAGAGGAAGAUUAAGCAAUCUGAAAAUAAACUACAAGACUUGAUGAGUCCUCGUUUCAGUUCUAAUCUUGCUGAAGUCCUGAACACAUUCAGAUCAAAUCUGAGAGAGAAGUGUCAGUGUUUGUAUAAGAUAACAUCAAAUGAGAGAAACCCAACAUUACUGAAUGAGAUCUACACAGAGCUCUACAUCACAGAGGGUGAAAGUGGAGAGAUCAGUAAUGAACACGAGGUGAGACAGAUUGAGACACAAUCCAGAAGAACAACAACAGAGGAGACACCAAUCAAAUGUAAUGACAUCUUUAAACCUUUACCUGAACAAGACAAACACAUCAGAAGUGUGCUGACAAAGGGAGUCGCUGGCAUUGGAAAAACAGUCUCUGUACAGAAGUUCAUUCUGGACUGGGCUGAAGAGAAAGAGAAUCAGGACGUCCACCUCAUAUUUCCACUUCCUUUCAGAGAGAUCAAUUUGAUGAAGGACAAAACACUCAGUCUUUUAGAUCUUCUUCAUCUUUUCUUCCCACAAACAAAAGAAUUGGAAAUCUUCAGUGAUGAAUAUAAAGUGUUGUUCAUCUUUGAUGGUUUGGAUGAGUGUCGUCUGUCUCUGGAUUUUCACAGCAGUGUGAGGUUGUGUGAUGUAAGUGAAUCAACCUCAGUGGACGUGAUGCUGACAAACCUCAUCAAGGGGAAUCUGUGUCCCUCUGCUCUCAUCUGGAUCACCUCCAGACCAGCAGCAGCUGAUCUCAUCCCCUCUGAGUGUGUUGAUCGAGUCACAGAGGUACGAGGCUUCACUGAUCCACAGAAGGAGGAAUACUUCAGGAAGAGAAUCAGUGAUGAGAGUCUGUCUGAUCAAAUCAUCUCACACCUGAAGUCAUCCAGGAGUCUCUUCAUCAUGUGUCACAUCCCAGUCUUCUGCUGGAUUUCAGUCACUGUUCUAGAGAGAAUGUUGAGUGAAGCAGAGAGAAGAGAGAUCCCCAAGACUCUCACUGAAAUGUACACACACUUCCUGAUCAUUCAGACAAGCAUCAAACAUCAGAAGCACUAUGAGAAGAAAGAUGAAGACAUGAUCUUCAAACUGGGUAAACUGGCUUUUGAGCAGCUUGUGAAAGGUAAUCUGAUCUUCUAUGAUGAAGACCUGAGAGAGUGUGGCAUUGAUGUAGCAGAAGCAUCAGUGUACUCAGGAUUGUGUACUCAGAUCGUCAGAGAGGAGUUUGGUUUGUAUCAGGGGAAGGUUUACUGUUUUGUUCAUCUGAGCAUCCAGGAACAUCUAGCAGCUCUUUAUGCUCACAUCUCCUUCACAAACUCCAACAGAUAUGUAUUUGGUGAAAAUCAGUUUUCUAAAGUUUUGGGCAAAAUUAGACAUAAAUCAUUAAAAGAAUAUUUAUUAAUCAAUUUGCAUCAUCGAGCUGUAGAUGAAUCUUUACAGAGUAAGAAUGGACAUCUGGAUUUUUUCCUGCGUUUUCUUCUGGGUCUUUCACUGGAGUCCAAUCAGAUUCUCUUACAGGAUCUACUGACACAGAUGAGAAGAUUCUCCUACAAGAAAGAGAAAACUGUUGAUUACAUUAAAGAGAAGAUGAAUGAGAAUCUGUCUCCAGAGAAAUCCAUCAAUCUGAUUCACUGUCUGAAUGAACUGGGUGAUGAUUCACUGCUGAAGGAGAUUCAACAUUAUGUGAAAUCUGAAUCAGUAGGAAAGACCAAACUCUCCUCUUCACAGUGGGCAGCUUUAGCUUUUGUGUUGUUGAUGUCUGAGCAGCAUUUGGAUGAACUUAAUCUAAAUGCAUUUAUUGGAGGCAAAAAUACAGCAGAUGAAGUUCUUGUGAAACUGCAGCCUGUGAUUAAAGAAACCAAAAAACUUCAGUUGAGCGAUUGUCAUGUCACAGAUGAAGGUUGUGUUGCUCUGACUUCAGCUCUGAGAUCAAACCCAUCACACCUGACACAUUUGAAUCUGUCUGAUAAUAAACUAAGAGAUUCAGGAAUGAAGCUGAUCUCUGAUGUACUGAAGAAUCCUUACUGUAAACUGAAGAUACUCAAGUUGUGUGAUUGUAAUAUCACAGGUGAAGGUUGUGUUGCUCUGACUUCAGCUCUGAGAUUAAACCCAUCACACCUGACACAUCUGGAUCUGUCUCGUAAUAAGCUUGGAGAUUCAGGAGUGAAGCUGAUCUCUGAUGUAUUGAAGAAUUCUGACUGUAAACUGAAGAUACUGGAGUUGAGGGGUUUUAAUAUCACAGAUGAAGGUUGUGUUGCUCUGACUUCAGCUCUGAGAUCAAACCCAUCACACCUGACACAUCUGAAUCUGUCUUACAACAAUAAACUCACAGAUUCAGGAGUGAAGCUGAUCUCUGAUGAAAUUAAGAAUCCUGACUGUAAACUGAAGAUACUGGAGUUGUGUGGUUGUGAUUUCACAGAUGAAGGUUGUGUUGCUCUGACUUCAGCUCUGAGAUCAAACCCAUCACACCUGACACAUCUGGAUCUGUCUAAUAAUAAUCUAAGAGAUUCAGGAGUGAAUCUGAUCUCUGAUGUACUGAAGAAUCCUGACUGGAAACUGGAGAUACUGAAGUUGAGUAGUUGUGAUAUCACAGAUGAAGGUUGUGUUGCUCUGACUUCAGCUCUGAGAUCAAACCCAUCACACCUGAGAGAUCUGAAUCUGUCUUAUAAUAAACUAAGAGAUUCAGGAGUGAAGCUGAUCUCUGAUGUACUGAAGAAUCCUGACUGUAAACUGGAGAUACUGAACUGGAGAGGUUGUGGUAUCUCAGAUGAAGGUCGUGCUGUUCUGGAAUCAGCUCAGAGAUCAAACCCACCACAGACACAACUUAUAUUUUAAGGGAAUAAACUAAGCCUAAAGACUGAUAUUAAAAUAUUAAUCAUUAUUUAAAUCCAAGUCAGUAUAAUCCAUUUUAUAAUCUUAUAUUAAUUUUUAUACAAUUUUAUAAUUUUUAUGGAUUGUAAAUAUUCUGUACAUAUAGUUUACUGUAUGUAUGUUUGUAUUAUACACUGUAAUGUUACAUCAUGAAUAAUAACAGCCAGAGCCGGCGCCAGACCAUAACUAACAGGGGAGCACGCAGCUUCCAACUUGGGGCACGCAAUCAGCAACAAUAACUUGCAAAAACAAGGCAUAAAAACAACAAUUACAGUGCAAGAACACACUGUCAGCUCAUUUCCCGUAUAGAGUGCAGAAGAUCACAAACUAAUCAGUAUUACCAUAAUCACGUCGCAAUGAUGUUAACGGUCUAUAGCCACACGUCACAUUAAGCUUACGUAAAUUAAAACAACGCAU